Messenger RNA from Batrachochytrium dendrobatidis JAM81, 1068 nucleotides. RefSeq lists its product as uncharacterized. Bases 1 to 1068 code for a protein of 355 amino acids. Gene Ontology annotation, cellular component: cytoplasm; nucleus. The transcript is spliced from 10 exons. Gene Ontology annotation, biological process: intracellular signal transduction; protein phosphorylation. The record is from RefSeq and is a predicted model, not a curated record. NCBI's taxonomy places the organism in Eukaryota, Fungi, Chytridiomycota, Chytridiomycetes, Rhizophydiales. Gene Ontology annotation, molecular function: MAP kinase activity; ATP binding.
AUGGUGUUUCCUCCAAAACUAGAUCUCAAGUACGAGAUGCUGCGUGAUUUGGGUCAAGGCGCCUACGGUUUAGUCUGUGCCGCAAAGGACAGAUCCACAGGAGUUGAAGUGGCAAUUAAAAGACUAUCAAAGAUCUUUGAAAAGCCAAUUCUUGCAAAACGGGCAAUUCGAGAAAUUAAACUGUUGCGGCAUUUUACUGGUCACGAAAAUAUUACAUCUAUUUUGGAUAUGGAAGUGACGGAGCAAGAUGACCAGUACGAAGAAAUAUAUUUGGUUCAGGAACUUAUGGAAGCGGAUUUGCAUCAGAUUAUUCGGUCGGCACAGGCUCUUACAGAUGCACACUACCAAUAUUUUAUUUAUCAAAUAUGUCGCGGUCUCAAGUAUAUUCACUCUGCUAAUGUGCUUCACAGAGAUCUUAAGCCAGGCAAUGCAUAUCGCUGUUAUGUUAAACUCUUUCUGUCGUGUUUAGGAAAUCUGUUGGUCAAUGCUGACUGUGAGCUCAAGAUAUGCGACUUUGGGCUUGCGAGAGGAUUCUCUAGUGAGCCUGAUGUUAAUGGAGGAUUUAUGACAGAAUACGUAGCAACAAGAUGGUACCGCGCACCAGAAAUUAUGCUAGCAUUUAGAAAUUAUACCAAAGCCAUUGAUAUGUGGUCUGUUGGAUGCAUUUUUGCGGAGCUUCUUGGUAGUAAACCACUUUUUAAAGGCCGUGACUAUGUUGACCAAUUGAAUCAGAUUCUGAGUGUUCUUGGAACUCCUGAUGAUGAGACACUAUCUAGAAUAGGAAGCGAAAGGGCGCAACUUUACAUUCGUAGUUUGCCCAAAAUGAAAAAGGUUCCUUGGAUCAAUCUGUAUCCCAAAGCAACUCCAGUUGCCAUUGACCUUUUGGAGAGAUUGCUUUCGUUUGAUCCAGCACUUCGCAUUACUGUUGAGGAGGCAUUAGCCCAUCCUUAUCUUGAGGCAUACCAUGAUAGUGAGGACGAGCCGGUUCACCCUUCUCCGUGCGAUUUCUCGUUUGAGUCGAUCGAUUCGAUCGAAGAAAUUAAGCGUACGCACUAUUUCUAUACUUGA